GGCCCAGGAUGGCGCUGCGCUGCGCGGCCCCGGGCCGUGUCCGCUGGCUGGCGCGGGCACUGGCGGGCCCCGCUCGGCUCCUGCCGCCGCCCGCCGCCGCCACGGCCCCGCUGGGGCCCACCCGGCUCCCCCCGCCCCGGCCCAGCGCCCGGUUCGCCAGCACCGCCGGGCCCGGCCCCGAGGGCCCGCAGCGGCGCGUCGUGGUGGUGAGGAUCACCAGCCCCAUCGCCUGGCUCCGCACCCGCUUCUACUACCUGCUCAUCCGCCUCUACUUCGAUCAGGAGUUCAGCGUCGAGGAGUUCACGCGGGGGGCCAAGCAGGCCUUUUCUGUUGUUUCAAAGCUGCUGUCUCAGCGUAAACUUGACCUGCUGGAUGAACUUGUGUCCCCAGAGGUACUUCAGGUGCUGAAGGAAAAGAUUUCUUUGCUCCCUGACAGCCACAGGGACGCUUUAGCAGCUGACAUUGAUUCAAUCAUGUACACAACAGAAGGAGAUGUUCGCAUUUACUAUGAUGAUGAUGGAAGAAAGUUUGUUAGCAUCCUGAUGUGUUUCUGGUAUCUGAAUGGUGCUAAUCUACCUGAUGAAGUACCAGGCGGAGCCAAAGUUUUUCAGAUUGUGUUUGGAGAUGAAAGCACAAAAGAAAAAAAACAUCUUUUAACAGCAAACUAUGAGUUCCAAAGAGAAUUUACAGAAGGAGCAAAACCAGACUGGACAAUUACACGGAUUGAACAUCCAAGGCUAUUAGAAUAAAUGCUUUCUACAGCCUUUUUAUGUACUAUUGUAAAUGUUCUGAUGUAACAACUAUCAGGGGGUUUGGGGUCUCUUUUUUUCCUUUCUUGCCCUUUCCUCCAAAAGAUAGAUGAAUUUUGUAUGUUUGAUUCUCAAAAAUUUUUUCUGAAACAUUCAUUGUGCUGCAGUAUUCCAAUAAAGCCUUUUCCCUGGAACAGGCUAGUACAAAUUUAAUUGGCUCCAAUGCUCAUCCAAGACAUUUAGGCAGAGCAGUUUCACCCUGGCAGGUGCUAUGGGUAUGUUGACUUACAUUCUGAGAAGAGAUGGUACUGUUUGAAGAUAAACAACGCUUUAAUGGCUGAUGGCCCUUCU
Messenger RNA from Chiroxiphia lanceolata (lance-tailed manakin), 1100 nucleotides. It is a transcript of the gene MAIP1, whose product is annotated as matrix AAA peptidase interacting protein 1. Lineage: Eukaryota; Metazoa; Chordata; Aves; Passeriformes; Pipridae. The transcript has 5 exons. Gene Ontology annotation, biological process: inner mitochondrial membrane organization; protein insertion into mitochondrial inner membrane from matrix. Gene Ontology annotation, cellular component: mitochondrial inner membrane. The record is from RefSeq and is a predicted model, not a curated record. Gene Ontology annotation, molecular function: ribosome binding. Bases 9 to 749 code for a protein of 246 amino acids.